CCUCUCUUGUGCUGGAUCUUUUUCCAAGAUAUUCUACUAAAAUACAGUACGUUAUCUCUAGAAUGAAUGCGCUUCUUGCCUAUGCUGACGACACACUUUGCUUAUCUUAAAGAAGAGAGCUACAGUACUCAAGCUGAGUUGUAAAUACGUUCAGACAUACUAUUCUCUUUUCUGUUAUAUAACGAGUAUUCUGUGCUUCAAACGUCGGUAGCAAAUAUACCCCUCUGAUUUACACAUAUAUGUUAUCUAUUGAUAAAAAUCAUCACCAAUCCGUAUUUAAAAAUGAAAGAUUGUGAAGUCUGCCGCUGCAGGAAUACUGAUAUGGCUCUUAUUGGCUGGGCUAUUUCCUUGAGAAGUCUUCAAACUGGAUUUUUGGAAGGUUGUGAAUGGUGUGAAUUCUUUAUGAAUUGUGCCAGCCUCUAUGAAGAUAAAUGGGCUUAUUUACCGCGAGAUCAUACGAAUUAGGUUUAUUAUGAAGUGAACCGGAUGCUUUUUUCAGAUAUCCAGGAAGCUGAGCUUUCGUUGAAUUGGCCGUCUUCUAUUAAUACGGCUGAAUCUUCAAUAUAUUCAGAGCCUACCGAACCUGUAAUUGACAGCAUUCGUCUUGAAUUUGAAGUUCAAGAUUAUCUACGCCAUGUACCCUUAUGGUUACCCCUGAAGACAAACCCAAGUGCGAACACUUGGUGCCACGACUCUGCUGCGCCCCAAUACUUUGCUCUGAUAGAAUUGUGGAUUAAAAGAUGUGAAAGCGACCACCCUGAAUGCAAAGUUAUGCGUGAAAAUUCUUUGGUCAACCCUAAGAGGCUUUUGCAGAUAUCCAGUACGCUGGGAGAGUCGCGUGUCUACUUGGUUCAAGUCGGGAAAUUCGAUUCACCUAGAUAUACAGCGCUAAGCUAUUGUUGGGGAAAUACUCCUGGCUUUAAAACAACUAGACAAAAUCUUGAGGUAUAUACAACUGAAGGUAUUAUGAUUUCGAAACUUCCGCGAACCUAUCAAUAUGCAAUUGAUAUCACUAAGAGGAUUGGCUGCGAGUAUGUCUGGAUCGAUUCUAUCUGCAUCAUUCAGGAUAGCAAUGAGGAGUGGGAGUUAGCUUGUGAGACUAUAGGAUAUAUUUACGGUAAUGUAUAUGUUGUGAUUGGAGCUACACUUGCGCCAAAUGACAGUGCCGGUAUUUAUACGGAUAGGAAGAAUGAGGUGGCCUAUAUUGAAAACUGUGGGAAACGAGUUCCUAUUCUUGUGAGGGAGAAAAUAAGACAUGAUGUUUGGCAAAACGAUGAACUCUUGUGGCAGGCUUGGAACGACCAAGGUAUGCUACUUUUUCGCUGUGCUUGGGCUUUUCAAGAACGUCUUUUUGCUAGAAGAAUAAUACAUUACACACAAGAGGAGAUAGUCUGGGAAUGCAGAUCCGACUCCUGGUGCGAAUGCGGGAGAUUGGGCACUGAUCGAAAACUAAAAGGAAGAUUUCCUCAAUCAAACAACUUUAAAACGAGAUACGCGCAAGUCAUCAAGUAUGAUUGUCUCCCUGCACUUUCAGCUAUCGUAGUGCAAGUUAACCGGGGUAACCUGAUGGGCUUUUAUGUUGCUGGUAUGUGGGUGGAUUGGCUAUUGAGUUCACUUUUGUGGUGGUCAGACGCAACUAGCUCAAAGGUGGCCAAAAGCGACGAAAGUUAUAAGAGGCCCAAUCCUUCUAGUGCUCUAACAUGGUCGUGGCUUUCUGUGGAGGGGUCUAUCAGCAUCUGGGGGAGAAAUUUUCUAUCGGAUAUCAAAUUGGUGAAUAUUGAAUAUAUGUUAGCCGGUGAUAAUAUUUAUGGGUCCUAUAAUACAGUAAAGCUUGAACUUGAAGGCCAGAUGAUUGGAGUUAUGAUAUAUGCUAUGGCCUUCCAGCUAUAUAUAGCUCGGUCAUACCAGAGUCUAGAAAAAGCAAAUUUUUUUUCUGAUACCAAUCCUUUCGAAAUUAAUCCAAACAGGCUUACCCAGAGAGAGUUCUACGCCUUGAAGUAUAGCAGAUCCUCGUCGGUAUCGUGGAAUUGUCUGAUCUUGACAGUAAGUGCCGGAGGAAAGGAGUUUUGGAGGGUUGGAAUAGCCGAGGUGGGCCUGGGUUGGUUCUCGAAUGCUUCACGGAAAAGAAUAACUAUAGUCUGA
Aspergillus caelatus is the source of this 2142-nucleotide messenger RNA. Its product is annotated as HET domain-containing protein. The record is from RefSeq and is a predicted model, not a curated record. The transcript has 3 exons. NCBI's taxonomy places the organism in Eukaryota, Fungi, Ascomycota, Eurotiomycetes, Eurotiales, Aspergillaceae. Bases 487 to 2142 code for a protein of 551 amino acids.